This is a messenger RNA of Anopheles darlingi, 2348 nucleotides long. Its product is annotated as cathepsin L-like. Bases 230 to 2347 code for a protein of 705 amino acids. The transcript is spliced from 9 exons. The record is from RefSeq and is a predicted model, not a curated record. Gene Ontology annotation, cellular component: lysosome. Gene Ontology annotation, biological process: immune response. Lineage: Eukaryota; Metazoa; Arthropoda; Insecta; Diptera; Culicidae. Gene Ontology annotation, molecular function: cysteine-type endopeptidase activity.
UUCAUGCUUCCUGCGAAAGAAAUUUCGGUAAUUCAUAUUCGGUAAUUAUGUACAGUGAAUCAUAAGGAAAAACCACUUGUGGUCCUACUUUCCGUUCGAAGCAUGAUGAAUCCAAAACCUGCGGUUCGCUACAACCGUUUAAAAAAGCCUGCUCUCGAUUGAGAACCUUCAGUCGGUAACGAGCCAAGUUUUUGUAUGUGUUGAAGUAAAAAGUGAGAACGUUUCAAUAAUGAAGCUUCUUCUAGUGAUCGUUUCCCUCGUUGCGGCGGCCUCUGCCGGCAUUUCCGUCCUAAACGUGGUGCACCAAGAAUGGAAGGCAUAUAAACGGGAACAUCGAAAGAUCUACGAAAGUGAAGCAGAGGAUCGGAUUCGUAUGAAAAUCUAUAUGGAGAAAAGACUUGAGAUCGCCGAACACAACGAGCGAUAUGAUCGAGGUCUGGAAUCGUUUCGUCUUCGUUUGAACCAGUUUUCUGAUUUGCUUCAUUCCGAAUACGUAAACUUAUACUGCGGAUACAACAAAACGUUCUCUGAUAGAUUACCAGGCAGAAGACAGACGCUACGCGGAACACAUGUAUCCUGGAUAGCACCUGCUAACGUAAAGGUGCAGGAAACUGUAGAUUGGCGUGAACAGGGAGCAGUUACUCCGGUUAAGAAUCAAGGACAAUGCGGUUCAUGCUGGGCCUUUUCAACUACCGGUACCCUGGAGGGACAACAUUUCCGCAAAACAGGCCAGCUGGUGUCACUUUCGGAGCAAAAUCUAGUCGAUUGUUCUACUCCCUACGGAAACCAUGGAUGCAAUGGAGGUAAUAAUCCCAAAUCCUUCGAAUACAUCUACCAUUACGGUAUCGAUACGGAAAAAAGUUACCCGUACACAGCGGAGGAGGGACCAUGUGCUUACAACCCGAAUACAGUGGGAGCCAGGAUCACAACCUACGGUUACAUUCCAAGCGGAGAUGAGGAUGCGCUCAUGAAAGCCGUUGCCACCAUCGGACCGAUUGCCAUUUCUAUGGACGCGGGUCAUAAAUCGUUCCAGAGUUACGGUGCUGGUGUGUACUAUGAACCGCAGUGUAACCCUUCUUCACUGACCCAUUCCAUGCUGGUGGUCGGUUAUGGUACAACGGAGCAGGGUGAGGACUAUUGGUUGGUGAAAAAUUCGUGGGACACAUGGUGGGGAAUCCAGGGCUAUGUAAAAAUGGCUCGCAAUCGAAACAAUAAUUGCGGUAUAGCUUCUUACGCGUUCUUCCCAUACGAAACAAUAAACGGUUCAAUACACACUCGCCACCGAGUCGGGGCUUCUGUAAGUGCUCAUUUUGGUGCGAGGGUUUCAAAAAUGAAACUUCUUCUACUGAUUAUUACCGCCUACAGCGCCAUUUCCGACAUUGAUGUGGUGGGCAAAAAAUGGGAAACAUACAAACGGGAACAUCGAAAGAGCUACGAAAGUGAAGCAGAGGAUCGGAUUCGUAUGAAAAUCUACAUGGAGAACAAGUUAGAGGUUGCCGAACACAACAAGCGAUAUGAUCGAGGUCUGGAAUCGUUUCGUCUUCGUUUGAACCAGUUUUCUGAUUUGCUUCACUCCGAAUACGUGGACACAUACUGUACAUACAAGGAUGGGUUGUCGAAUAGGACGAGAGGCGAAAGGCAGAGACUAGGUGGAAAAUCGGUGUCCUGGAUGGAGCCUGCCAAUGUAGUUAUUCACAAGAAUGUUGAUUGGCGUAAGCAGGGAGCCGUUACGCCGAUUAAGAAUCAAGGGAAAUGUGGAUCUUGCUGGGCCUUUUCGUCUACCGGUGCCGUGGAGGGACAACAUUUCCGCAAAACGAACAAGCUGGUAUCGUUAUCGGAGCAGAAUCUGGUCGAUUGUACAUCCAAUUAUCGCAACAAAGGAUGCAAAGGAGGCUCUAUAUACCGCUCCUUUCAGUAUAUCGAGCAAAAUCAUGGUAUCGACACGGAAAAGAGCUAUCCGUACCAGGCGAAGGAGGGACCAUGUGCUUACAAUCCGAAAGCCAUCGGUGCUAAAGUGAAAGGAUACGUGCACAUUCCAACCGGAGAUGAGGAUGCGCUCAUGAAAGCCGUUGCUACCGUGGGACCGAUUUCGAUUGUCGUGGAUUCUAGACACCAUACUUUCAAGCAUUACGCUGAUGGUGUGUACUACGAUUCGCAGUGCAGCGCAACGAAUCUUACUCAUGCCAUGCUAGUGGUCGGCUAUGGUACGUCUAAAAAGGGCGAGGACUUUUGGUUGGUAAAAAAUUCUUGGGGAACAAGCUGGGGUAUCAAGGGAUACAUCAAAAUGGCUCGCAAUCGCAACAAUAGUUGCGGUAUAGCCAACAAAGCGUACUACCCAUUGGUGUAAU